This is a messenger RNA of Rhinolophus ferrumequinum (greater horseshoe bat), 3387 nucleotides long. RefSeq names its product retinol dehydrogenase 16. The record is from RefSeq and is a predicted model, not a curated record. The transcript has 5 exons. Gene Ontology annotation, molecular function: oxidoreductase activity. The coding region runs from base 1356 to 2309 and encodes 317 amino acids. Lineage: Eukaryota; Metazoa; Chordata; Mammalia; Chiroptera; Rhinolophidae.
UGUGAUGAUAUUCUGAGUGUGGCGGACUCACAGAGAGAGCCUUUGUACAAAGUGAUGCAGAUUCCUGAGCUGAGUACAAAUUGCCACGUGUCCUAGUUUUCCUCCUUUAGUUUAAAAUCGAGGACAUGGAGCCUUUAGGGGAAACUUAUGCUGCAGAACAAUAUCACUGUUCUUCGUGAUAAGAGAGAGUGAAGUGAGAUAUUGCGGUGCCAUUCAUCCUCAAGCCUGUAGUGAGGGCUUAGAGUGAGACACAAGACUUCUGAAGAUACGAAGGUGACUGGGAGGACCCUCAACGAUCUCUGAGUCCUUCAAUGCUUUGGUCUCAGCCUACUCAAUGUCAAUGCAUGUCUCCCACUCAAAUGCCAAGCAAGAGCUUCAUGUUUAAUAUUACACACACACGCACACACACAGCCAGACAUACCAAACAAACUGAAUAAAAUGAAGAAUCAUUGAUUCACUUUAUAGCUUCAAGUGUAUGAGUUCAGAAGGCUUAGACUCGCCCCACAAGUCCUCUCCAGGAUGUCAGAGAACUGCAAGGUUACAAAGCUUUAUCCCUCAAUGGUGGGCUCUACGUGGGGGACAACGCUGCCCCAAGAUGGGUGCCAUGCACCAAAGGGUGUGUUCUGACUCCAGGAUGUCUAUUUGACAAGGUGGAACAACAAUGGCGGUGCAAAAAAGUCCAGUGCAAACCAGCCCAAGUCCUCACGCUAGACCUUCAACAAAGCCCCAUCCAUCCUCCUUCCAGGCUCCCUCCUUGGAUGGCUGGACCUGUCAGGGGCUGCGAUCCAGGCCAUGAGAGUCCACAGGGUGCCACAAGGAUGCUGCCCUCACUCUUUCCCUUUGUGGUCCUAGCCUUUUUGAGAAGUACUAGGUCAAUGACUCCGACUCCCCACCCACAACUGUCAUCCUCUGCAUACUCUGGACCUUCACAUCUGCAGGCAGGAGUGUAUCUUAACUUUUUUGGAUCCACACACCAGGUAGUAGGGCUGGGGGCCUGUAGGAUUGGAAACAAGCUUGCACGACGAACCCUCACUCUCUGCCAUUUCCAGCACUGCUUUUUGUUUUCUAAGCCUCCUCCUUUUCAAGACUCAUACAAGGUAUAGAACCGGGAAUAGGUAGGUGGUGGACGCCCUGACUCUUGACAGAAGUCCUCGCUGAGACUCCGUGGGGGCCGCCAGGGGGCGCAAUUCUCUGUUCCACUUGCCUACAUUGCUCAGGGCGUUGCCCUGGACCCUGACCACACUGCCUCUGCCUAGCACUUCUUGUGAAGGAUCUCGCUGCAGAGAUUCACGGUGAGACUCCACCCUCGGGUGUCCCUGAAGGAUUUCUCAUUCUAGUCCCUGUAACUCCCAGCCAUGUGGCUGUACCUGGCGGCCUUCGUGGGCCUGUACUACCUUAUGCGCUGGUACCGGGAGAGGCAGGUGGUGAGCAACCUCCGAGACAAGUACGUCUUCAUCACGGGCUGUGACUCAGGCUUCGGGAACGUGCUGGCCAGGCAGCUGGACCUGCGAGGCUUGAGGGUGCUGGCUGCGUGUCUGACGGAGAAGGGAGCUGAGCUGCUAAGGAACCAGACAUCGGACAGGCUGGAGACGGUGAUCCUGGACGUCACCAAGACAGACAGCAUCGCUGUGGCCACCCAGUGGGUGAAGGAGCGUGUGGGGGACAGAGGACUCUGGGGCCUGGUGAACAACGCUGGCAUCUCUGUGCCCACGGCACCCAAUGAGUGGCUGACCAAACAGGACUUCAUGAAGAUACUCAACGUGAACCUGCUAGGGGUGAUUGAGGUGACCCUGAGUCUGCUGCCCCUUGUGAGGAAGGCGAGGGGCCGUGUGGUCAACGUUGCCAGCGUCUUGGGUCGUGUGUCCUUGUAUGGUGGGGGCUACUGCAUCUCCAAGUACGGCGUCGAGGCCUUCUCGGACUCCCUCAGGAGAGAGAUCUCCCAUUUUGGCGUGAAGGUGGCUAUCAUCGAGCCCGGUUACUUCAAGACUGCUGUGACCGAUGCUGAGAUGAUAUCUAGGACUUUCCGGGAGAUAUGGGAUCGGGCCAGCCCAGAGGUCAAGGAGGUCUAUGGGGAGAAGUUCCUGGUAUCCAGCAUGAAAAUGAUUGAAUUGAUGAAGAAACAGUGUACGCAGAAUCUGUCCUUGGUGACGGACUGCAUGGAGCACGCCCUGACCGCCUGCCACCCUCGCACCCGAUACUCAGCUGGCUGGGACGCCAAGUUCAUCUAUCUUCCCCUGAGCUACAUGCCCACCUUCCUGGUGGACGCUAUGAUAUCCUGGGGUUCCCCACGGCCCGCCAAGGCCCUGUGACCCAAGACUGGGGUUUAUGCGUGGGCAGAGCUGGGUAUGUGAGGGAGGGGAUGCAUCAGCAGGAGAAAAGUAAAGUGGAGUCUUUUCACUAUAUUUUCAGUAAUGCUUUUUAAGUAAAAUUAAGUAAUUGAAUUAAAGAAUAUGCAUUUCUUUAAGGCUAAGGAAAGUUUUUGAGCAGGGGAUGGACUAAUAUUGCAGGGCUUUCUUUUCUUUCCCAUAUAUCCAGGGUCAAACUCUGUCUGCCCUCCCCCCCACCCGACUCCCCGACACCGUCUCCAGCUCACCGAAUACCCUAUGCCUUCUGACUUGAGGCUAUGGGUCUGAAUCACAAUCUUUGUUGCAUCUUUUCUCCCCGUCUUUUUCAAAGAGUUUCUCUGAAAGGUGAUUGGGCUGGGGACGUAGGGUGAUGGGCUGAGGGUGGACUUUUGGGAGGGUGAAAGGAAUCAGUGACACUUUCUGGGGCCAAGUGUGCAGUCUACAUUAGGGUGUGGCAUGAGGCCUUCUCGCCUCCUCCCAAAGCCUGCCCUGGGUAUUCACUGCUGGGUGAACUUUGGAAUUUCUCAGCACAGGGAGAACUUGGCUUCCUUAGCAGCUAUUGCCUUGGAAGUGAAGCAGGUUGUUUCAAAACUGUCCCCUGAUGUCUAAUGAAGUCCUUUCUCUAAUUACCCCAAUCUUGGGAUUUCAAGUGUGUCUUUCCCAACCAGGCUGUGGAAAGUAAUUAUUCAUGGUUUUUCUUUUUCUUAUUUCUUUUUUUCCUCUUCUUUAGUUUUCCCUGAAUUUCAUCUGUCUCUUACCUAUUUCUCUCUACCUGUCUUUGUCUCUCUCCUAUAAGGUAUUGCUGAACACUGCUCUAUUGUCUCAAACUCUGUGCAUGCAUUUAACAAAGAUGGUUUUUUUGCCUGUUGGGUUCCAGGCACCAAGGAACAGAAAAAUGAGAAGUAUCAUCCCUGCCAUCCAGUAGCUCAAAGAGUUUGCAAACCAUGACACUCCGUAGCCACCAUGUCCCUAUUACCUCUUCUCUACUCUUUUUCCUUAUACCAUGUAGCACAUUGUUGACUCAAUAAAUAAAUAAACUUAA